ACAAGCCAAUCAAGCAAGCAUUCGCAAAGGAGUAGCAUUGAACUUGAUACUCUAUCCACGUUCUAAUGCUAUUUUAACUCAAUAUCAAGAAGAAAUUAGAAAUCUCGAAAAGAAAGCUAAUUACCAAUCAGAAAUAAAUUCCAUCGACAAGUUAGCUAACUGGUUAGCUGGGCCAGAAAAAGGUUAUAAGCCAAGAGAAUCAAAUCCGGUUCCUUCUACAUUUGAUGAAUGGGCAGAUAAACAUUUAUAG
Molecule: messenger RNA, 250 nt
Organism: Acaulospora morrowiae
Lineage: Eukaryota; Fungi; Glomeromycota; Glomeromycetes; Diversisporales; Acaulosporaceae
Source: the annotation of a GenBank genome assembly